AUGUUUGCCUGUCUUUGGUGGCUGGUGGGAACCGCUAUCCAAGCCGGUGUCUCGGGAUUUGGCACGCUGAUGGCCGGGCGUGUGCUCAACGGUGUUUGCGUUGGUAUCACGGCGUCUCAGGUGCCGGUUUACCUGGCCGAGAUUAGCAAGAAGGAGAAGCGUGGCUCCAUCAUCGUCAUCCAGCAGCUGGCCAUCGAAUGGAGUAUCUUCAUCAUGUUUUUUGUCGGCUACGGGUGCUCGUUCAUCGAGGGUCCGGCCUCCUUCCGUCUUGUUUGGGGUCUUCAAUUCGUCCCGUAUGUCAUUCUCAUGAUUGGUUUGCGGUUCCUGCCCCGAUCUCCUCGCUGGCUCGCCAAGGUGGACCGCACCGAGGAGGCGAUUACAACGUUGGCUCGCAUCCAAGCCAACGGCGACGUGCACGACCCUCUUGUCGUGGCCGAGUGGGAGGAAACCACGACGGUCCUGGCUGCGGAGCGAUCUGCGGCUCCGGGUUGGCGUAAGUUCUUCUAUAACGGUAUGUGGCGUCGUACGAUGGCCAGGUUCAGCGUUCAGGCCUGGCAGCAGCUCAGCGGCGCGAACGUGAUGACCUACUACGUCGACAUCUUCCAAAUGGCUAAUCUCUCAGGAAACAUCCUACUCAUCUCAUCCGGUAUCCAAUACGCCCUGUUCAUCAUCUUCACAUCCAUCAUCUUCUUCUACAUUGACAAGACCAGCCAUCGGAACCUCCUGAUGUACGGAGCCAUCGGCAUGGCCGUGUGCCACUUCGUCACCCUCGAAGAGGCCCGGGAGAAAAACCUGCAUGCCAAGGACGUGGGCCGGAAGACGGAGAUGCAGACCAUCGAGACGGUCGAGAAGGGACAAUGA
Aspergillus steynii IBT 23096 is the source of this 861-nucleotide messenger RNA. Its product is annotated as general substrate transporter. The record is from RefSeq and is a predicted model, not a curated record. Gene Ontology annotation, biological process: transmembrane transport; carbohydrate transport. Bases 1 to 861 code for a protein of 286 amino acids. The transcript is spliced from 3 exons. Lineage: Eukaryota; Fungi; Ascomycota; Eurotiomycetes; Eurotiales; Aspergillaceae. Gene Ontology annotation, molecular function: carbohydrate:proton symporter activity. Gene Ontology annotation, cellular component: membrane.